Paramuricea clavata is the source of this 1350-nucleotide messenger RNA. The record is from the annotation of a GenBank genome assembly. Lineage: Eukaryota; Metazoa; Cnidaria; Anthozoa; Malacalcyonacea; Plexauridae.
AUGUGGUAUAUGUGUAAAGACCGACACCUUGUAGCAGAAGAAUUCAAUCAGUAUUUUUCCUCUGUCGGUCGCAACACCGCUAAAGAAGCUAUGCGCCUUGCAGAUGUGCACAAUGGAAAUAUUUUAUCAAAUCCUACACCCAUACCUAUCAUAGUUGUCGCAGUAAACCAGUUCAACCUCAGGCCAGUCUCGAGCGCAACGGUUCGCGCUAUUAUAAUCUCCAUGCCUUCAAAUAAAUCUCCUGGUCCAGAUAAAAUUAACAUCCGGGUUAUCAAAGACUGUCUCCAUGUUAUCUUGGAACCCCUAACUAGCAUAAUAAACCGCUCGCUCACCACCUCUGAGUUCCCAGAUGCAUGGAAAAUAGCCGAAUUAAUACCAUUGUUGAAAGAGGGAGAUCACGAAGUGCCUUCAAAUAACCAACCUCUUUCGCUUCUUAACGUUGCCUCCAAUGUUUGUGAGAGAGUAGUUCUUGAUCAGUUCAGUUGCUAUCUAAUGGAAAAUAAUCGCCUUUCUCUGCGCCAAAGUGGUAACAGGAAAAAACACUCUACAGAGAUACUCAACAUAUCGGUCAGUGAUAAAAUCUUGGAGGCUAUGGACAAGAAGAAGCUGUCAGCACUCAUCCUGUUAGACCUUUCCAAAGCUUUCGACAGCGUUAGUCAUACCAUCUUACUUCAAAAGCUUAGUCGUGUGGGUGCGUCGCCAGACAUGGUAAAUUGGUUUUGUAGUUAUCUUUCUCGUAGAAGUCAGUACGUUCGCAUUGGAUCUGCAGUGUCCUCGCUUCUCCCCAUCACGCAUUGUGUGCCACAGGGUGCCAUUCUAUCGCCUCUGUUGUUUAGUAUAUAUGUGAACGAUCUACCUCAGGCACCGCAAACAUCCAACCUUGAUUCUUACGUAGACGACUCGAAAGUCCUAUUAUAUUUUCUCAUUAAAGACCUGGACCAAGCAACCAUAAAUCUAGAACAAGACCUUGCAAGAGUUGCCAACUGGUGUUCUACAAACCAACUACUACCUAACUCUUCGAAAACCAAAUUUAUCCUUAUAGGAACCCAACAAUUAUUGCAGAGACUCCCUAAGGAAAUGUCGCUGACCUUUCUUGGAGAAGUCAUUAAACCUGUUACGUCAGCGAGUGAUUUAGGUGUUACUCUUGAUACCCACCUCACAUUUGACUCCCACAUUACCAAAGUUGUUUCAUCCUGUAUGUCGAAACUAUGCCAGAUCAAUGGGGUCAAAAACAGUUUUGAUCAUAAAACGCUACUUCUGAUUAUUUCAUCAUUGGUCAUGAGUAAGCUUUUGUACUGUUCGUUGGUAUGGGCCAACACGAGCAGCAAAAACAUAGAAAAACUGCAAAAG